This is a messenger RNA of Aspergillus steynii IBT 23096, 1267 nucleotides long. Its product is annotated as polysaccharide lyase family 1 protein. Gene Ontology annotation, molecular function: pectate lyase activity. The coding region runs from base 72 to 1199 and encodes 375 amino acids. The record is from RefSeq and is a predicted model, not a curated record. The transcript has 2 exons. NCBI's taxonomy places the organism in Eukaryota, Fungi, Ascomycota, Eurotiomycetes, Eurotiales, Aspergillaceae.
UGGACUGGUCGACCCCAACACCUACAAUCUUCUUUGAAAUCCGCUCAAUAGCCCUCGUCCUAUUCCGCAGCAUGAAGCUUCUUUCAACCAGUCUCGCCGCCCUCUUGGGACUUGCGCACCUCGGCGCUGCCCAGAAGGUCUCUGGCGCCGCUCAGGGUUUCGCCUCCGGUGUUACCGGUGGUGGUGAUGCUGAAGGACAAGAGCCCAGCGACAUCGACCAGCUCAAGGAGUGGCUGACCGACGACACCCCCCGUGUCAUUCUCCUCUCCAAGGAAUACGACUUCACCGAAUCCGAGGGUACCGACAGCGGAAACGUCUGUGCCUCUUGGGGCGAGGGAGAGAGCUGCCAGAAGAUCAUCCAGGACGACUGUGGCAGUGACCCUGCCUCCACUGGCACCUGGUACAAGGCCGCGAAGACCCCCAUCGAUGUCGCCUCCGACAAGACCCUCCUUGGUGUCGGAGACAGCGCCGCCAUCAAGGGUAAGGGUCUGCGAUUCCGCGGUGAUGUCUCCAACAUCAUCGUCCAGAACAUCCACGUGACCGACCUGAACCCUGAAUACGUCUGGGGAGGUGAUGCUAUCACCUUCGACGGCGCCGAUCAGAUCUGGAUUGACCACGUCACGACCGCUCGCCCUGGUCGCCAGCACUACGUCUUCGGCUUCAACCCCAGCAAGCGUAUCACCCUCUCCAACAACUUCAUCGACGGCGAGAGCCCCUACUCGACCGGCUGCGGCGACAAGCACCACUACUGGACCUUCGAGAUGGUCGGCGAAGACGACCAGAUCACCCUCCAGAACAACUACAUCUUCAGCACCGCCGGCCGCAGCCCCGCCCUCAGCGGCGGCACUCUCCUGCACGCCGUCAACAACGUCUGGGAGGACAACAACGGCCACGCCCUCGAGGGCGGCGACGACGGUGCCCGCGGCAUCUUCGAGGGUAACGCUUUCAUCAGCGUCAACCAGGUCAUUGGCGACUACGCUGGCCGCAUCUUCACGGCCCCUGAGUCUGCCCUUGACCAGUGCCAGUCUGCCCUGGGCCGUGCCUGUGAGGCCAACGUCGUCUCUGACUCGAACGACUUCACCGAGUCCACCGAUACUUCGUUCUUCUCUGACUUCGAGGGCCUGGAGAUUGCUCCUGCUACUUCGGCCAGCGAGGCCCAGUCUAGCGUUCCUAACAACGCGGGUGCUGGCAAGCUCUAAAUUAUCUCUGAUAAUACUUUGUACACUUUCUAAUGGGCUUAUCCCUUUACAUGGGAUGACUGAGUGCG